Messenger RNA from Echinostoma caproni, 2091 nucleotides. Lineage: Eukaryota; Metazoa; Platyhelminthes; Trematoda; Plagiorchiida; Echinostomatidae. The record is from the annotation of a GenBank genome assembly.
AUGGGUUUUAUGUUCCAUUGUUUCUAUUGGAAUACAGUGAUGAAACCGGUGCUCACACCACGUUCACAGACAAUUGACCGAGGUCCCGCCUGGAUAGCAGCUACCCUCUCUUGCGCGAUUAUUGCCAUGCAUUAUGGUAUUCUCAACUGCGGAUCUCUGUAUUAUCCCAGUUGGAUGGAUGUAACUGGCUACCCAAUCAGUGUGGUCUCGUGGUUGGUAACCGGACAGUUCGCAAUUGCAUUCUGUUUGGCUCCUGCUUACAGUCGCUUAUUGGAAAAAAUUCCAAAUCGAAUUGGCGCUCUGAUUGGCACGCUUUUGACUUCCGGAACUAUCAUAAUAGCCGCGUUUACCAACAACUUUUUCACGUUUAUGGUGCCGUACACAAUAUUCGGAGGUAUCGGUUUGGGACUCACUGUUAUUCCAGUUUUGGGUAUUUUGGCCGAGUACUUCGAUCGCUACCGCGUGUUGGCUCUUGCUCUGGCCGCCAGUGGGUCAGGAUUUGGCACGUUCAUCUUUUCCAAAUUGGACUCGUUCCUCAUCGAGACCUACACCUGGAGAAUUGCCUUGAUUGCUCAAGCUCUACUCCAUCUUAAUGUGUUUCCAUUGCGACUACUUCUUCGACCUAUUCCCCCGGAACCGGUUGCCGAGCCCACUAUUUUUGUUCCAGAUCAACCGGAUCUCACUAUCUGUGAUCUGCCCAACUUGAAACCAGAACAACCGGCAAGGGUAUCUGAGUAUGGUGCAAGUAACAUGCUAGUUUCUUUGCUCAGUGUGAACAGCAUACGCAGUUCUGUCGCCGGUAGUCGCUUUCGUUGCUCCGUGGCUGGAGAUGACGGAGCCCGCAAAGCACGACCAGGACACAAUGUACGAGUAGUAAUUGAAUAUGUAAAAAUGACAUGUCUACCCAAUCAACGAGAUGCUGUUAUAACCGGACCAAUUAGCUUCCUAUCAAGUCCUGGCCCGGGAGUGAUGGAACAGUUGGAGUCUGAGGCACGUGAAUACUUUUGUCGUCCAGAUCUCACAGCAGAUACUGUCCUGAUUCCGUUGAUGUUUGUACUUGGGGAAAACGAUUCAUUUUCGGCCGCAAAUAUUGCUAGCUCGCGACGUGGUCUGGAUGUGCCUGAUACCAGUGAAUAUACAGGAAGUCGUUAUGAUCUGGGUUCAGCUGUGGAUAUGGGUGAUAUGAGUCAGGUGUACCGUCAAUUAGUUAUUGGAGAUUCUUUUGCUUCCAGUAUGGUCGCCGCACAUGAACGAAGACAGUUGAAGCGGACAACUGACUAUUUUGCCCCACCAACGAAUGCGACCAACUUCGGAUCGGAUGAUCGAGUUUGUGUACUCGGUUACUACGGCCCAGAUGAUGCCACGAUUCCGGAAGAAGUGGAGCUUGAAGACGGCACAGUACAACCACAUACGGAUAACACAGGUGACAUGAACCUGCUUCAGGAUCCAAAUGAAAAAGUGGACCGAUUGAAGCCACUUACUCAAAGCACCCAAAUGUUGGGUUCAACAAACCGUCUCCAACCGGUCAUACUUAGAAGAAAAAGUCGCAGUAGCAUCCGACUGGGUAGUGUGAGUCAGUUGUCUAGAGUGGAUAAAUACGGUGAGGCUUGUUAUCGUUCCCGUGAUGUGUUUGCCUCCGUGAUUUCGGUAAACACGCCCCACGAAGCAGCCGAGCUGCUGGUUUCAAAACUGGAUGAUGAAGCAAAACUAGAAAAUUUCGGUUUGGAAAUGGGGUUUGGUGAAGAACGUUCAGCCACACUGCUCUCGUUUGUUGGGGUGACCGCGAUGAUUGGACGUUUGGGGAUGGGAUUUGUGGGACAGUUUUUUGAACGAAUGGAUAUUCGCUUUACUUCGGCAUUUUGCUUGCUCCUGGUGUCCGGUUGUGUCGCCCUCCUGCCGAUAUUUCAGAGCUACAGUGCCAUAUCUGCAUUGUGCAUUAUUUACGGUCUACUUGUCAGUCCUAGUUUUGCCUUCGCUCCGGGUAUGACCUUCCAGAUUGUCGGCCCUCAACGUUACGAUGAGGCAGUAUCAUACUUGUUCCAGUUCGAAGCUGUCGGAUUUCUUAUUGGAGGACCAGUGGGAGGUGAGUAA